UUACCAAAAUAUCUCGAAAUGGAAAUCUAUAGUUCAGACUUUGUUUACAGUAUUUACUCUUGGUGGCCUAUUAUCAAAUAUUGUGUUCACUAAUAUCCUGGUGUAUAUAUCGACACUUAACUAUCCUGGUGGAGUGGCCUUUGCAAAACUACAUCACAAUUUUGCCGACUCAUCAAAGCCAGUGAAUGUCCAUAUAUGUAAUCUUGCAGCUCAGACUGGCGUGUCAAGAUUUGGGGAGUUAAGGAAUGACUGGAGGUUUGUCCACAAUAGUUUUUGGGUAUUGUUCUAAUUUUUGAAACCGUUAGCAAUGGGGGUGGGUGAGGGGCAUUGGUGGGAGGAGGACCACAAGGGCAAAUCGCGAGUUAAACGGGACCAUUAGGUAUACAUUUUCAUGUUUUUAUGAGUGGAAAUCUUUGGUUUGAUGAACGAAAAUAUUUUUUGACCAUGUUGAACAAGUUUGGCUUUUUUCAUGUUCUUGGAAAGACUGGGAAACCAUAUGGGGGUCCAUACGGGCGAAUGGAGAGCCAUUGGAUGAAUAUUUUCUGAAACCAAAGCUUGGAAUGCAGGGGCAAGGGGCAAGGAAAACUUGAAGGGAGGACCAUUUCAGGGAAAUUAGUUUGAAACCAAAGAGGGACCACAGGCCCAAAAAAGCAAGGCUGGGGGGGGGGGGGCAUGGGAUGAAUGGGGACCACAGGCCCAAAGGAGAGAGGCAAAGGAGGACAUUGAAUGAAAUUAGUCGGAACCAAAAGGGGAUCAGAGGGUCGACAGGACUGCUGAUGUAGGAGAUUCUAAAUAAUGCAAACCUUUUGUAGAUAUUUCAAGAAAGAGAACAUUGAGGGGAAUUUUGAAGAACUAGAGGAAUAUAGUCAUCUAAUUGUGGAAGCACCAUGUGGAAUAUUUGAAAAGACGCACAGGAUAGUGGAGGAAAUUCAUGGAUUUGGAGGGAUAUCAUUACGAACAUGUGACAUAUUUCCAUACAUUUCAUUG
This is a messenger RNA of Paramuricea clavata, 987 nucleotides long. The record is from the annotation of a GenBank genome assembly. Lineage: Eukaryota; Metazoa; Cnidaria; Anthozoa; Malacalcyonacea; Plexauridae.